This is a messenger RNA of Cuscuta europaea, 859 nucleotides long. Lineage: Eukaryota; Viridiplantae; Streptophyta; Magnoliopsida; Solanales; Convolvulaceae. The record is from the annotation of a GenBank genome assembly.
ACUAAGUAGAGUUUGAACAAUUUAGGCCCAAAUAUUGCUUGAAAUUUGUGAGCCAGCGGAAGUGACCGGAACAUUAAACCCCUAUUUGUAUAUCUCAGCCGAGUCCGUUUUGGACACCCAGAAUUUUUGACGUACUCUCGCUCAUCUUCAUUUCCUCACAAUGGCGUCCGCAUUUCUUACCUCAGCAAAAUCCUUCACCUUACCCACUAAAACCCCUUCUCUAUCCAGCUCUCGCAGAUCUGCUGGUUUGAGGAGAAAUACUCUUAGAGUUAAUGCCAUCUCCAAUCAAUGGGAACCCUCAAAGGUCGUGCCACAAGCUGAUAGAGUCUUGAUAAGGUUAGAAUCUUUGCCCGAGAAAUCUGCGGGAGGUGUUUUGCUGCCUAAAUCUGCUGUGAAAUUUGAGAGGUACCUUAUGGGAGAGGUUCUCUCAGUUGGAACUGAGGUUGGUGAAGUUGUUGAGGCCGGGAAGAAGGUUCUUUUCUCUGAUGUGAGUGCCUAUGAGUCUGCUAGGUGAACUUGGGAACGAAUGAGAAACAUGUGUUCUGCAAAGCGGGUGACUUGUUGGCAGUGGUCGAAUAGAUGGAAUUUUCGUUCUUAGACCUGUUCAAACAAACAAAUGUGGUUGGUUUGCUUCUCAUGUUGUACUUGAGCGCCUCUCCUAUAUUAAACUUCAUGUAGUUUUUUGGCUUUGCCUACUUUUGACAUGAAGAUCCAAAGAUGCUAGAUUUUUAAUCUAAUAUGCCUUUCUGGUCUCAUUUUGAUGGGGUGGAUCUAGAAUAAUGCUUUUUAUCAAUUUAUUGUGGGUAAAUAACCUUGCACUAUCGUUUUUAUGUGUAGCUCAUUAAUGGAUGGAUCUUGC